This is a messenger RNA of Bactrocera tryoni, 816 nucleotides long. RefSeq lists its product as uncharacterized. Bases 1 to 816 code for a protein of 271 amino acids. NCBI's taxonomy places the organism in Eukaryota, Metazoa, Arthropoda, Insecta, Diptera, Tephritidae. The record is from RefSeq and is a predicted model, not a curated record. Gene Ontology annotation, molecular function: DNA binding. The transcript is spliced from 3 exons. Gene Ontology annotation, cellular component: nucleus.
AUGGAGCAUCGUAAGCUCGCGUAUGAAUUUACUCGGAAAGUUGGCGCGUCGUAUCCGGAUCCAUGGAACGACAAUCAACAGGCGAGUAAGGAUUGGCAGUUGGCGUUCAUGAAACGCCACAAAAAUUUGUCACUGCGAACACCAGAGCAAACCUGUCAAAACCAGCGCAAAGGACAAAAGCAGGUCGGCUCAUCAACAUCUGCCGAAAAAGGCACCAAUGUGUCUUUGGCUUUGGCCGUCAGCGCUAGUAGCCAGUCUAUACCGCCAUUCUUCCUAUUUCCCCGAGUCAACAUGAAAGAGAUUUUUAUGACUCAUGCGAGUCAUGGCGCUGUUGGUGUUGCGAACGGUUCUGGUUACAUGAACUCUGACGUAUUCCCUCAAUUCAUGCGUCAUUUCAUCAAGCACACCGGUGCUAAUGCCGAUUCGCCAACCAUGUUGCUGCUGGACAACCACGGUUCGCAUUUAUCGAUCGAGGCGAGAGAUUUGGCGUUGGAUUAUGGCAUCACAUUGCUGUCUUUUCCGCCGAAAUGCACGCACAAAAUGCAGCCGCUAGAUGUUGCGGUAUUUGCACCAUUUAAAGGCAUGAUGACCGUGAGGCGUGAUGCAUGGAAAAAGUCCAACAUUGGUGUCACUUUCAAUCUGCAUCAUGUGCCGCUCCUUGUCGAUCAGUGCCUCGAUGUUAUGUUAACGCCGAAAACCAUCAAAUCCGGCUUCCGAACAACUGGCAUCUACCCGUUCAACCCGCAAAUUUUCACUGAAAUAACGGGUAUUAAUGUCGCUUACGUCUUUUUUGCUGUCAUGCUGGAUAGCUACUAA